AUGCCAGCAGGAGAAGUCGCAAGGAUGUUGCCCGCCGCCGCGACGCUGAAACGCAAGCAGGAGCAGUGGCUGGAGAAGCUCCGGAACGUCUUUCCCGCGGGCGAGGGCUACACCGUCAAAGACUUGCUGGGCCGGACGCGCGAAGCAUUCCAGGACCUGUACCGGAUGGUCACCGUCGAAAUGGACGGCAGAGGCCGAUGCUUCGUGCUGACGAUCAUCGAGGCCCCAGAGGAGGAAGUCAAGCGGUCCGCUGGUUGGAAGGACCUGGCCGACAUCGAGCGGCAUCUGUGGGACCAGUACGUGAGGGAACGGCCAGGAACUCAGGGAAUGUACGGGGCCCUGCAGAUGGGAGACGAGGUCGUCUUUACACAGAAGGGUCUACCGGAGGAAGACGGGUGUUGUGACGCGCCAGUGUCGGCAACCUUCGAGGCCGAGACGGUGCUGAGUUGGAACUCGGAUAUCCCUGUGAUCGAGGCUCAGCUCGAUUAUAUCAAAUACAAAACCCGGAUAGCCAACCCUCGUCGGUCUCUUCGUCUCAUGGGUGGGGACCCAGGGAAAGUUUGA
Aspergillus japonicus CBS 114.51 is the source of this 564-nucleotide messenger RNA. RefSeq lists its product as uncharacterized. The record is from RefSeq and is a predicted model, not a curated record. The transcript has a single exon. Lineage: Eukaryota; Fungi; Ascomycota; Eurotiomycetes; Eurotiales; Aspergillaceae. The coding region runs from base 1 to 564 and encodes 187 amino acids.